AUAUAUAAUGUGGACCAAGCUUCCACCAUUGUAGUGCCUACCACUCUUGGUCGUUCUAUUCCUAUCAAACAACCGUUAAUGGUCGUCACAUCCAACAUCGCACCGAAUCCCAGUGUCCCAACACUGCAUGUGUUUCUCGUUCGUCCAAGCCUAACCAUUUCGCCCAACUCAUAUACUUUUCACAGAAUCAUCCAAAACAUACCACUCGAUCACCUUUGCUACAAUCCAUCCCACUACUUCUAUUUGUCAAUGUCAUACAUAAAACGCACUAAAGCACUCACUCAUGUAUAGUAGUAGCACUCUCCAAGUUGCCACAAGCAGAGUUUCAGAGAGACUUCCUUUGUUAGCUAUGGAGAAAGAUAGCAGGGAGAGUCAUGUUUACCAUGCCAGACUUGCUGAACAAGCCGAGAGAUAUGACGAGAUGAUUGAAGUGAUGAGAAAAAUAGCUAAGUUGGAUGUGGAAUUGACCGUGGAAGAGCGAAAUUUGUUGUCUGUUGGGUAUAAGAAUGUGAUUGGGGCAAGAAGGGCGUCAUGGCGGAUCUUGUCUUCCAUUGAACAGAAGGAGGAAGUCAAGGGAAAUGAGCAGAAUGUGAAGCGAAUAAAGGAGUACAUGCAGAGGGUCGAAGAUGAGCUUGCAACAAUUUGCAAUGACAUGCUAUCAGUCAUUGAUUAUCAUCUCCUCCCUUCUUCAUCGACAGGGGAAUCUACUGUAUUCUACCGUAAGAUGAAAGGAGAUUACUAUCGUUAUUUAGCUGAAUUCAAAGAGGGUGAUGAUCGCACAGAAGCUGCUGAUCAGUCUCUUAAAGCCUAUGAGGCUGCCAGUAGUAGUGCUGCCUCUGAGUUGCCCCCAACUCAUCCAAUCAGACUUGGACUUUCUCUGAACUACUCUGUCUUUUACUACGAAAUUCUCAAAUCCUCUGAGAGGGCAUGCGAUCUCGCUAAGCAGGCAUAUGAUGAUGCCGUCACUGAGCUUGACAGUCUUGAUCAAGAAUCCUACAAGGACAGCACCCUCAUUAUGCAGCUUCUCAGGGAGAAUCUCACAUUGUGGAACUCAGAUCUUCUAGAGAGAGGAGGUGAGCACUCUAAAGUUGAUGAAUCCCAGCUGGAGAAAUAGAUGGGGUGGCAAGCGACUAGUUUGGUGAUACUGGCUUUGUCCAUGGAGCAAUGUUGGAUACCAAGAUACAGGGAUACCAACUAAUAGCUUGUAUUUUGUAUUAAACAUAACAGAAUCCAAAACAUUUGUGAAACUGGCGGACUUUUGUAGUCCCAUCACUCCCAUGGUUAACCUCAUAUAUAUAAGCUGUUUGAUCUAAUAUACUUGUGUUCUUGCCCUUAUGCUUGCACUUAUCGGGGUUUUCUUUCUUGAACGAAUAGCACCUGUAGCCUCUCAGGGAUCAUAUACUGCAACAUGCUCAUUACAUUGUAUCAAGGGGUCUUGACACUAAGAACCUGAUAACUAUUUUUGUAUUGAUUUGAAUAAAGUUUAUCUUCAGC
This is a messenger RNA of Fragaria vesca subsp. vesca, 1494 nucleotides long. RefSeq names its product 14-3-3 protein 7-like. The transcript has 7 exons. Lineage: Eukaryota; Viridiplantae; Streptophyta; Magnoliopsida; Rosales; Rosaceae. Gene Ontology annotation, biological process: signal transduction. Bases 284 to 1114 code for a protein of 276 amino acids. Gene Ontology annotation, cellular component: cytoplasm. The record is from RefSeq and is a predicted model, not a curated record.